GAGUGAGUGAGUGAGUGAGAGAGAGAGAGAGAGAGGGGUGGGCUGGCCGGUGGGGUACAGUGGAAUGGCGGUGCUGGAACUCGCUCUGCAGGGUCUCUCCAUUUUCGGCCUGAUCCUGUUUGUCAUCCUGUGGUUGAUGCACUUCAUGUCCAUCGUCUACGGGCGCAUUCGACUAAACAAGAAGACAACAGACAAACAACCUUAUAGCAAGCUUCCUGGUGUGUCCCUGCUUAAACCCUUGAAAGGAGUGGAUCCAAACCUCAUAAACAACUUGGAAACUUUCUUUGAGCUUGAUUACCCAAAAUUUGAAAUACUCCUUUGUGUACAAGACCAUGAUGAUCCGGCAAUCGAUGUUUGUAAGAAAUUGCAGGGAAAAUACCCAAAUGUGGAUGCCAGAUUAUUUAUUGGUGGCAAAAAGGUUGGCAUUAAUCCCAAGAUAAACAAUUUGAUGCCAGGUUAUGAAGUAGCCAAAUAUGAACUUGUAUGGAUCUGUGACAGUGGAAUUCGAGUGAAACCGGACACACUGACAGACAUGGCCAACAUGAUGACUGAGAAAGUGGGCCUGGUGCAUGGAUUACCAUAUGUUGCUGACAGGCAGGGAUUUGCUGCUACUUUAGAACAAGUAUACUUUGGCACAUCACAUCCAAGAACAUAUAUAUCAGCCAAUGUGACUGGCUUCAAAUGUGUAACAGGAAUGUCCUGUCUGAUGAGAAAAGAUGUAUUAGAUCAAGCUGGAGGCCUUAUUGCUUUUGCUCAGUAUAUAGCUGAAGAUUAUUUUAUGUCCAAGGCAAUCGCAGACAGGGGAUGGAAAUUUGCUAUGGCAAGUCAAGUAGCAAUGCAAAAUUCCGGCAGUUAUUCUAUUUCCCUGUUCCAGUCACGAAUGAUCAGGUGGUCAAAAUUACGUAUCAACAUGCUGCCUGCUACAAUUAUAUGUGAACCAAUCUCUGAGUGCUUUGUUGCAAGUUUGAUAAUUGGAUGGGCUGCUCAUCAUGUCUUCAAAUGGGACAUUAUGGUAUUUUUUAUGUGUCACUGCUUGGCAUGGUUUAUAUCUGAUUAUAUCCAGCUCAGAGGAGUCCAGGGUGGUCCUCUAUGUUUCUCGAAACUUGAUUAUGCAGUAGCUUGGUUUAUCAGAGAAUCCAUGACAAUAUACAUAUUCUUGUCUGCCCUCUGGGAUCCCACUAUAAGGUGGCGGACAGGACGUUACAGACUGCGUUGUGGUGGCACAGCUGAAGAAAUCAUUGAUGUAUGAACACUCAAUCCAGGCUCUAAAUUAAGAAAAGUAUUAUGUAUGAUGUUUGUACAAAGACUUUUAAAUUGUUCUAUCUUCCAUAGUUUUUACUUGUGUGUCCUUGUAUUGAGUUAAAUUAUUUGCCUGGCACUUGCAGCUGAAAUUUAAAAGCUUGCAGAAAAUGGAAAAAAAAAAUGAGGCCAAAAAGCAUGUUUUUCUAUCUCUCUAUGCAAAGGAGUAGGUUAGAAUUUUAUUUUUUAAAUAUAUUUUAACCUAACUGUUAGUUUUAAAAACCAGAUACAAGAAUAUUGUUGCUUUAAACAUUAUGUUUGAGGUAUUGUGUUUGGCAAUUCAACAGUACUGCUUACAAAAGGCAUGAAAACAUCUGUUGGAUAAUUGUUAUUCCAUUGCAAACAAUGUAAAAAGAUCUUUCAAGAGAGGGGAUGACAGACAAACAAUGUUUGGCCUCAUGGCAACGACCAAAAGUAGUUUUAUUAUCUGCAACCUUCUGGAACAACUUUAGUAUUAAUCACUGCAUGUGUAAUAGCAUAUAGUUCUAUCUUUUGGUUGCUUUGAACAGCUAAGUAGCUUUUUAAAGAGAGGAUCAAAGCUGCUAAGUGAAUGUUACUUCAUGCGUUUCAAGACCAAAUGAAAUUGCACAUCCUCUUACAAAAGCAAAUUACUGUGGAUGUUGGGAAGCUGAAAGAGAAGAUGCUGGAAAAUCUCGGUUAGGUGGCAAGUAUGAAGAUUGACAGUUACCAUUUCAGGUUGAUUUUUCACUUGAAGUCUGAUGGGAAAGGUUCUCAACCUGUAACUUGUUUCUCUGCACAAAGGCUGCCUGACCUGCUGAGAGUUUUCAGGAUUUUGUUUUUUGUUAUUAUUAGUCAUCCUCAGAUUAUAACUUUCAGUAUUUUGGAAAUAAGGGUGUGAAGUUCAACAGCUUGUAAAUAUGAAUAUGUCCUUCAGCAUUACUGAAUAAUGUCUAAUAGGUAGGAGGACAUGUGUGAGGUUAUAAUUGCGAUCGCAGCGACUAAUUCAGAAACUGCCAAACUGAAUCUGUUGAUGGUUCAUGUUUCGAUAUUACAAUCUUGAUCUGGUCUUCAUUAAUUAAAGCUAGUUUGGUAUCCAUGUGGAAAUGCAAUAAUUUUGCAGAAACGUGGUGCAUGCAGUUGCAUUUCUAUUUUGUCCAGGCUUCAUGUUAAUGUUUGUAUUCAAAGUGCUUAGUGAGCUCAUUAGUCACAACUUAUAACAAAUUGCAGUGGUGAACUAGAUCUGUUAAAAUGGGGUGGAAAGUGCUCUUUGUAUGCCUGGGUCUUCAGAUUGGACUGUAAGAGAAUUUUGUGGCCUGAACUUUGUGCAGCAUUUGUAUUUUUUUAAAUUUGUGGCCAUGUAGAAAUGCCAUGUAUAUUUCAUAGACUGUGACUGUGAAACGUUUGCAUUCUGAAUAACACUAGCACCUAGACUUUAAACAUGUUCUUUUUUUAAAGAAAAGUUGAUUUUCUGAAAUCACUGCUGGACAGUCAAAUCCAUAAUGUAAGCAAUAAUGAAUUUAUUUGAAAUCGCAUGAUGGCAACUAAUGCACUUUAAGCUCAGAUAAUCUGGUUCAUCUUGUGACCAGGCAAAUCUUGGCUUAUAAUAUUGCCAUUAAUUUUUUUUUUUGUAAAUUGUUCUAAAUUCAUUGAUUCUGUCACAAGUUUGCUGGCCAUUACUGAAUAUUGGGAUUGAAAUUGGAAAGUUUUGGAAAAUAUCUGUUGUUCAUUUACUCUACUGAUUGAGCCACUGCCUUUUCCUUGUUUAUUUUGACAUUCUACCCUUAUGAUAUCAUUUAACUGGUUUGAGGGGUUAUCCUGUGUAAUCUUUGCACCGCUCAGGCAUAACAUUUUGUUUGCAUAAUCUCCCAUCAUUGGCAUGAAUCAGGUGAAUCCUGAGGAAGUCCUAUGUUUUCAAGAACUGUCUAGUUGUGAUCCACCAAUUUUCAGCUUGCCAUUUGAGCUUUGCUGUUAAACAUUGUGUGUUAUUUGUGAUUUUUUUAUAACUCAUUUUUGUUUUAUGAAUUUUCAUUAGUCUGACCAGUACUGAAAUGAGAAUUCUACUUGCAGCCUGAUGCAAUGCUGGUUGUUUUCCAUGACAUUUCAGCUGUGAAGUUUAAAAAAAAAUUGGAAGUGGUUGAUAAUGAAUCAUUUUCACAAAGUUACAGAACAAUGCAUGGAACAGCUGAAAAUGAAGUGGCACCAAAGCAUGAUCUCAUGAUUUUCAUACUUUAUUGAGCCAUUUAUGUACUUUUAUCGAUUGCAGGUACAAAGCACACAUAAGUCAGCACCAAUUAUAGUGUACAGAUUUAUUCAGGGAUCCACUUGCCUAUUGCAAAAUUCCACUGUUGUAUCUUCAGUUGUCAAAACAACCGUGUACUAAACAGAUCUCAGUGACUGUGCCUCUCUGUGGGCUUUGGUGUUAAAAAUGAGCCUUAAUGUUGAUUGUAUGUUUUGGGGUAUAUACGUGAUGACUACAAUCAUAUGGAAUGUAUCAGCUUUGUCCUUGUUGGUUUAAAUCUGAGACUGCUAAGUGACACUGACCUUGCCAUGCACAUAGGUAGGCACUGAAAUGAAAACUUGCUUUAUUUAAUUAUCAACUUUGUUGUGUUCCAGACUCUGCCACUAAAUGCUUAAACCGUGAAAUUUUGCUUCAGAAGACUAUAUAUACAGAGAUGUCAAUUGUACAUUCAACUUUUUACUGAAUAAAACAGAUUUGAAUGUAGUUGUAACGUGAAUAGUUUUUGUAUUAGUUAUUUGUCACAUAUCUUUAUGAAGUGGUAUAAGAAUAUAAAGUAUGGCAUUAAUGUUUUAAUUGUUAUUAAAAAAAAUCAAGUGGUGACAAA
Messenger RNA from Chiloscyllium plagiosum (whitespotted bambooshark), 4103 nucleotides. RefSeq names its product UDP-glucose ceramide glucosyltransferase (gene ugcg). Gene Ontology annotation, molecular function: ceramide glucosyltransferase activity. Gene Ontology annotation, biological process: glucosylceramide biosynthetic process. The record is from RefSeq and is a predicted model, not a curated record. Gene Ontology annotation, cellular component: membrane. Lineage: Eukaryota; Metazoa; Chordata; Chondrichthyes; Orectolobiformes; Hemiscylliidae.